This is a messenger RNA of Paramormyrops kingsleyae, 4633 nucleotides long. It is a transcript of the gene pcnx4, whose product is annotated as pecanex 4. Gene Ontology annotation, cellular component: membrane. The record is from RefSeq and is a predicted model, not a curated record. NCBI's taxonomy places the organism in Eukaryota, Metazoa, Chordata, Actinopteri, Osteoglossiformes, Mormyridae.
CGGUCCACGCGGCUGCUCGCGCCGUACGCCACGCGCUCACGGCAGCGCGCCAGGCGUCCGCGCGCACGUGUGUGCGCGAGCUGCGGCCGGAGGCACCCGUGGAGACGAGCCGUGGAGACGCGGAACCGCAGCUGGCCGGUGCACUAAUACCUCCGCUCCUAACCCUCCGGAGGACAUUCUGCUUAAAGGAAGUAAACCUAGGCAAACAUUCACAAUGUUCUGGCAGAGGGCAGCUGGCUGGUGAGGAUGACCUUUUACCCACCCAGGUUGUGAUCGAGAUGGGGCCCGAUGUCCCUCUGCUCAAUGACUACAAGCAGGAGUUCUUCUGGAAGCGCUUUCCCCAGACAGUGCUGGGAGGUCCCCGCUUCAAACUGGGCUACUGUGCCCCACCAUAUGUCUACAUCCACCAGAUCAUCCUGUUCCUGACGCCCUGGCUCAUAGGUGGUGUGGGCACGCUACUGCAUCAGUUACAGGUUCUGGAGGAGCUCGGUGCCGCCUCCCUCUCCGGAGGGCUUAUGCUGGGGGCUGCUGUGGUUGUCCAGGCGCUGGCCGUGCGAGCAGCACAGCGGACAGGGCGAGUGGAGCGCAUACACACAGCCAGCAUCCUGGCGGAAGAGGAGGAGGUGGAGUUUGCAAGCUGUGCCGGCCCCGAGACCGUCCGCUUCCUCAUCCCGGGAAAAAGGCUCAUCCCAAACACAGUGCUACAUGUGGUGCUGGCUGGGGUCGUGUGCGGCCUGGGGACGUGGUACCUACUCCUCAGCAGACUCAGCAACCUGUACGGCAGCCAGUGGGCUGCAGGACUGAUCUUCAUCCUAAGCUGGGUGACCCUCUGCAUCGGGGAAUACUCCCUUAUCAUCAACACGGCCCCCGAGACGGCCACCUUUCAGCCACAGGACACCUAUGAGAUCACACCGCUCACCCGCCCGCUCUACAUUUUAAUUUUCAUCGCCGUGGACAUCGCUCAGAGCAGAGUGACGGGCCCCAUUCCAGCGCUGGUGUUAAGCAGUCAGGUGCUCCACGUGCUUUUCCUCCUCUUGCCACUGCUGUGGGCGCUGGGCUUGCUGUCACCUCUAGAUGCCCUUCUGCUCUGGGGAAUGGAGCAGACUUUGGUUUUUGGCCUGGGUGGAUCACCCAUGUCAACUAACUUCAGGCUGCUGGUGAUGUUCAUGGUUUCUGUGUGUGUACCGGUGUGCACCUUCUUCAUCCCUUCCACACUGGGCGUGGUGCUCUUCACCGUAGCCUUGGGCUUCCUGCUCAGCCUGGAUUUCAGCCAGGUUGGGCCGCUUCUGCGGGCUUGCAGGAUGGAUGGCCAGUCUACAGAUCUGUCUGCCAGAUUGCCUUCUUCACUGGGAUGGGGGCUGGGUUGGAGAGAGGUGCUGCUCCACCUGGUCCUGCUGCUCGGGGCUCUGACUGAGGCUGGGCUCCUCCACUACUUCCUGCCCUCACCCCAGGACUGGUCUGUGGGACCCCAGGCUGUUGCUGGCUACCUCUCACUAAUUCUCUUUGUGAUCAACUGGACUCUCCAAGAGGUCCAGGGUGUGUACCUCCUAGGAGGGGUCUUCCACAACCCUCUUUACCCCAAGGAAACAACCAACGUGAAGGUGUUCAAGGUGCAGAGUAAAUGCCUUCGGAUGGCUGGUAUGAUUAGAAGAGUGCUGGUCAAUCUCGUGGCACCAUUUGCCAUGAUUGCCUUUCUGGCUAUGGACGGCUCCCUGCUGGCUCUGCACACGGCAUCCCUCAGUGUGGGCUUCACCCGGGCUUUCAGAGCAGUUUGGCAGAGCACCGAGCACCUGCUGUUCCAGGUGACGGUGGUGACCGUGGUGCGCCUCUUGGCGAUGGGCUCUGAGCUGCCCUGGUGGGAUGGCCUUGGGACGGGCGUCCAGCUCAUUCUGGUGAGCUUGGCCAGCGACCGUCUGCUGCAGCUGACCUCCAAGGUGCGAUUCGCCCUAACGGUGCUGGUGACCUCCUGGACGGAGAAGAAGCAGAGGCGGCAGUGGGCGGGCGCCCUCCUGGCCUUGAACGCCGCGUUCAGUCCCCUGCUGCUGUGCACGCUGGUCCUGUCGGCGCUGCUCUCCGCCCCGCUGCUCCCGCUCUUCACGCUGCCCGUCUUCCUGGUGGGAUUCCCCCGGCCCCAGCGAUGCUGGCCGGGCCCCGUGGGCACCGCAUGCUCCUGCCCAGACUCCGUCUACUACCAGCAGAUGAGCGGGAGCCUUGCAGCCGCCCUGCGGACCGCCUUUGCCGGGGGAGUGCUAGGCCUUUCCAGUCCUGGGUCACACUUCCUCGGCCGUUUCCAGGAUCGGAUCGUGUGGAUUAAUGUCCUAGAGCAAGGCUUUGGGUACUGCUCAGUUAACAUCAAGGGCUUGGAACUGCAGGAGACCUCGUGCCACACAGCUGAGGCGAGGCGCGUGGAUGAGGUGUUUGAAAGUGCUUUUGAAGCUCCGGAUGGUCUGGGACUCCCCACGGGCCUGAACCUGCACUGGGGCAAUGCGAUGACCCCCCGCGCCGCGCUGCCUGUCUGCACUUACUCCGACGCCCGGAGCGUGUUGACGGGAAUCAUCGACUCGCACACCAACCUGCGCCAGCUGAGAGACGACUUCCUGAAGGUCCUCGUGUGGGUGCUCCUGCAGUCCUGCGUCCGGGGCGGCAGGGCCUUCGUGGGCGGCCCUGGCUACAAGCCGGAGGGCAGCUUGCAGGACUCUGGGCCCCAGAGCCCAACGGAGGCCCCCUCUUCGGAGUGCCGCCAGGACAGCCCCAGCCUGAACUCACUGAGCGACUGGUCCGACGAGGACGACCUGUUCGGCCCGCAGCCGGCCAGGAAGACGACGGCACUGGUGAGUGUAGGGGCUCCCCUGCCGGCUGGUCCAUCGCUUCCCGGGUCCGUGGAGUUAAACAGCCUCUACGGGGAUGUGCCGCUCUCCGCCAUUCAGCCCUUACGGCCACUGGGCCUAGGGCUUCCAGCCAUGGAUCGGGGCCAGGAGAGCGAAGUACCCGGCCUCGUGGGGUUCACCCCUCCCAGGGUGAAAUUUGGCUCACCCCAUGCAGAUCUGUUGGAGCCGCCCCUAGCUUGGAGGGCCGCCCCUCUGGCCGCCUCACGUCCACAACAGCUGAGGCUGGCUUUUCCUGAGGAGUGGUUCCACUUCGUGUUAGGAAGGCUUGGGCCGGCCGGGCAGGGAGAGGCUCCCAAGCCGGUGGCCGAGGCUCUGCGGGAACUGCAUGCGCAGGUGGCCCUGAACUGUUUGGUUGCACUGGGCGCCGAGACCACCACCCCCAGCCCCAGCUAUGUGUACAGGGUCUACUGCGGGGACGUCCCCUGGACCGAAGGCCUUGACUGGCUCACCAGCAACAAAGAAUUGUACCAUCUCACGAUGAAAGCGUUCAGGUACAGCUUCAAGCUGCUGUUGGACCAGGCAAGCCUGGGAGCCAUAGGAGGCCCCGAGGAGCUUCUGAGCACCCUGGAGGAGUAUGAACAAGACUGGUACAUCGGCCUGGCGUCGGAGCACGGCUGGCGGGAUGCCGUCCUGCAGGAGAAGCCUUUCCUUUUCUCCCUGGGUUACGACCUCACUAUGGGCACCUACACAGGCCGUGUCCUCACACUGCAGGAGGUUCUGGUGCAGCUGGGCCACCUCAAUGGGGAGGGGGUGCGGGGCCAGUGGGCCAACCUGUCCUGGGAGCUGCUGUACGCCACCAACGAUGACGAGGAGCGCUACAGCAUCCAGGCUCACCCCGUGCUCCUGCGCAACCUCACCGUGCAGGCCGCAGACCCACCGCUGGGGUACCCCAUCUACUCUUCUGCUCCGCUGCACCUGCCCGUCUUCUGACACACAGCGCCGGUCAAUCCACUCGGACGACGUGCAUCGGCAGUGUUGGGAUGGGGCCGUACCGGUCUGAGGGCAUCCAGCCGUUGCCCAUUCAGGCAGCACGCAUUAGACACUGAUUUUUAACUUGAGGAACAUCUUACCCAGACUUCUUCUAUAACACCACAAGAGCUCCAGCAAAAUCAGGUUGAAUUUUCAUGUCAUAUGGAGUUAAGAGCAAUUUCAUAACCAUACCUCCCGUGAAUGUAAGCCCCUUCAAACGCACUUUUCACGUCAGCACUGACACAUUCAGUUUUACGUCCUCGCCGAACAGAAGGUGCACUUAGAGGCACAAAGCUGUGAAAGAAUGAUCAUGUACUCAUACUCAUGAUGGUGUCCACUCAGAUCUACAUAUGGGCUGUGACACAGCAACAGUUCCACAACAGUUUAGUGUCCUACUACAGAAAUAGUUCCUAUUAACAGAAGAUUCUUAGUGCCAUUUUGAAGCUGCAAGCAACCAUCUUCAUAUAUCAACAAUCAGCCCAGUGCUUCCAAUUUACUGUACGCCAUCUCACAAUCAGCUCCUGUUUCAUUUAAUGGUUCUCAGUCCAGAAAAGGGAUUUUUUAGGAAAGCAAAGCAUGUGCCUUGGUCUGUUUUUUGUACUGUUAAUUUCAGGAUUUACAGCUUAGUUUUUAUUUUCAGAGCUGUGUUUUACAGGUGUUUACAGUCAAGGUUUCCUGUAAGAAGUGUCCUAAAUGCCCCUUUUGUUUUAAGCUGUGAUUCCUCUAUACUGUGUAUUGUAUAUAAUUGUAAGAUAUAAAUGGCUUUUUCACAGAAA